GCCGCGCGCGACGCACGUCCCCGCCGUGUCACCCGUCGCACGCCUCGGGCGUCUUCGCGCUUGAUUCGAGGACUCGCCGCUCGCGCGCGUCCGUUGUCUCCGACGAAGCGACCGAACGCAGCGCGCAACGCUCUCGAAAGCGACCGGCGCUUCGAUCGGGAAUUAUCCACGGAAUCGCCGCUAAACGUCGCGAACGAUGUCUCGCUACGGCGACCGCGGCUCGCGCGAGGAGUUCACCAUCGAGGACAUCGCCCGCGGGCGGACGAUAAUGGCGAGCGACCUCGACAAGAGUUUCGAGCAGGUUUUCAUGUGCAACAAAGCCCACGGCGACGCGCUCGUGCGCGCGUUUCGCAACAAAAAGUACCCGCGCCGCAUCUUAGUCCACGGCAACAUGAUCGUCUCCGUGAAGAUCGACGACCGCGGAUUCGUCGUGCACAAGUGGACGAAGAAAAUCAUCGACCUGAAGCAAGUGUACCUCGUCGUGAAGGACUCGCGGAAGAUCUACCAGCUCGCGCUCGAGUUCGCGCAGCGCCCAGGGGAGAAGAAGGCGUUCUGCGACGUCCUGCAGUUCGACCCCGGGACGAGCCGCCAAUUCACGCAGCUCAUCUCCUCGCGACGCAAGGAACUCCUGCGCGACGGCCCCGGCGGCGGCGGCGGUCCCUCCUCCGGGAGGUUCUCGGACAAGUACGCGCACGAGAGGUCCGCGAGCGGCGGCGGCCGCGGCGACGACGUCCCGACGAUGACGCUGGCUGAGCUCGACGCGCAAGGUUCGGGCCCGCCGAGCGCCAUGGCGGCGGCGAUCGCCAAGGCGCAGCAGCGCGGCGGCGCGCAGCAGCAGCAGCAGCAGCACAUUCCAGAGCAUUCGGCGUUCACGCCCGCGUCGCCGACGCGCGGCGACGACCCGUUCAACGGCGGGUUGAACUCGUCCAUCCCGCCGCAGCCGCACUCGCCGGUGGGGAACCAAGAUUCCACCGCGGGUGAUCCUUUCGGGCAGAUGAUGCAGAGCGUGAACCAGAACGGGCACCAGAUGCAGACGCUGUUCUCGCCGUCGCCCGGUGGCGCGCAGCCCGCGAGCGUCGGGAACGGCGGCGCGGUCGUGGACCCGUUCGCGGCGCCGAACCCGUACGGGUCGCAGCCGCAGUCGAUGCGGCAAAACCCGCUUCUCGCGCAGCAGCAGCAGCAGCAGCCGCUGGUUGAUCCGUUCGCGCAGCCGCAGCAGCAGCAGCAGCAGCAGAAGUCGUUCAACCCGUUCGCGUGA
This is a messenger RNA of Micromonas pusilla CCMP1545, 1258 nucleotides long. RefSeq lists its product as uncharacterized. The coding region runs from base 197 to 1258 and encodes 353 amino acids. The transcript has a single exon. The record is from RefSeq and is a predicted model, not a curated record. Lineage: Eukaryota; Viridiplantae; Chlorophyta; Mamiellophyceae; Mamiellales; Mamiellaceae.